GCGGAUAACUCUAAAUAACUAAUCCUGUGCGGAAAUCUCAGUUGAUGUUGAGAAAGCUGAUAAGAUGACCCAACUAGAAGAAGUAAGUGAGAAGCUAGACGAGAACCUUCUGGAAUUCUUUGAUGUCCUGGGUCAAGUGUAUCAGGAACAGGCUAAGCUUGAGCAAUAUAUGAAAGAUGGCUACUUGAACUUGUCCAGGGCUCGUUACACCAUGGGCGUCAAGUCCGUCAGUGCUACCCAGUUACCUGAUGAGAUGGACCCUCUCCUCACCGUUCUUGUGAAUGGAGAAAAGGAAGACACUACAUUUGAGUUUCAAAAACCAGUACCAAGAUCAAAAGAUUCUGUGAAAGAUGAUAUAAUACGCAAGAGAAAUGUGAAAGAAAAACAUUCUGAUGGAGAUGCUCCUGAAGUUGAAACUAUUGGUUCUGCGGGUGAUUCUUCUGAUGCUGCCAAAGACAAGUCUUCAGGGGAAAAGCCUAAUCAUGUUGAUCCAUUGAAAUGGUUUGGAGUGCUUGUUCCACAAACUCUGAGGAGAAGUCAGUCAAGUUUCCAAGAAGCUUCAAGUUUAGCUGUGACAGUUGCAAACUUGAAGCUGAAACUUGGUAAUCUUACAGAAGAAUAUAAGAAAUUGUUAGCCGAGAAACAAAAAUUGCUCUCUGUUAAAAGUUAGAUCUGAACUUAAAAGUAUGCUAUUAUUCAAUAUUUGAUUAUUUUCAACCUGAUUUCUGGAAGAAAUUGGCUUUGAAUGAAUAUUCUGUUUGAGAACUCCUCUCUUCUGAACAAACAUGAAAA
Molecule: messenger RNA, 792 nt
Organism: Haliotis rubra (blacklip abalone)
Lineage: Eukaryota; Metazoa; Mollusca; Gastropoda; Lepetellida; Haliotidae
Product: coiled-coil domain-containing protein 115-like
Biological process (GO): vacuolar proton-transporting V-type ATPase complex assembly
Cellular component (GO): extrinsic component of endoplasmic reticulum membrane
Source: RefSeq, a predicted model, not a curated record